Zophobas morio is the source of this 523-nucleotide messenger RNA. RefSeq names its product fatty acid-binding protein homolog 5-like. Gene Ontology annotation, biological process: fatty acid transport. The record is from RefSeq and is a predicted model, not a curated record. NCBI's taxonomy places the organism in Eukaryota, Metazoa, Arthropoda, Insecta, Coleoptera, Tenebrionidae. The transcript is spliced from 4 exons. The coding region runs from base 45 to 446 and encodes 133 amino acids. Gene Ontology annotation, molecular function: fatty acid binding. Gene Ontology annotation, cellular component: cytosol; nucleus.
ACUCCAUUCUUCAUCAGUCAACCUGCAAGCUCUCAACCACCAAAAUGUCCGUCGGAGGAACCUUCCAGCUCGUCAAGAACGAAAACUUCGUGGCAUAUCUCACGAACCUUGGCAUUCCCGAAGAUAAAGCGAAACUAGCCGACUCACUCAAACCCAAGCUUGAAGUAGUCGUCGAUGGGAAGAAAAUUUCACUGAACAGCGACUCCGGAGUCGACAACGCUUCCUCGACUCUCACAUUGGGCGAAGAAGUAGACGAACCCAUGCCUAAUAACAUCACCCUCAAAAGCACGGCCAAAAUUGACGGGAGCACCUUGACUAUCACGUCGAAGACGCCCAAAGGAAAGACUGGUUCCAGGGUCUAUAAAUUCUCUGAUAGUGAACUCGUUCUGACGCUGAACGAGGACGGAGGAAGUGUUAUAGCCAAAAGGUUUUACAAGAGGGUCUAGGAUUUUUUAUUUAUUGGGUAGUGAUUUAAGACUCAUUUGUAUAUGAAUUGAUGGAAUAAAACGAACUUAAUGUUUAA